This is a messenger RNA of Perca flavescens (yellow perch), 2473 nucleotides long. Its product is annotated as septin-8-A. The record is from RefSeq and is a predicted model, not a curated record. The transcript has 10 exons. Bases 635 to 1795 code for a protein of 386 amino acids. Gene Ontology annotation, molecular function: GTP binding. Lineage: Eukaryota; Metazoa; Chordata; Actinopteri; Perciformes; Percidae.
UGGCUUUAUCAGUCGGACUGUGUUGUAGAUCCUAUUCCCGUCCAAACUCCUCUGCACUCUGGAGGACUUCUUGUAAACCUCCGUCAGAUAUUUAAUGUACCUGUGCUCGGGUUUCAUUUUUCUCUUCAGUCCUGGGUUCCACCUCGAGCCUGCUUGCUCCGACAGGGCUUUGAGCAGUGGGGAGAAGAUACUGCCAUAAGGGUAGGUGAAGUCAUCCAGGUUGUUCAGCGCGUUGGAGGCAGCCAGAGAUGAUCUAACCAGCGGGGAGCUGCAGGUGACAAGCAGCAGUAAGAAAACUAUUCGAAUAUAACGAAGGGCAGCUGCCAUCAGCAUUUGUUUUUCCAUUAUAAACAACGAAACCAGACUAAGCUUAGAGAGAAUAUCCACUGAGAGCUCGAGGUAAACAGCACCACGCAAGAGCUGCCGCUCAUCAACAUGCACAGGUGUUGGCAAUCAACUCUAUCACUCAUAGGCCAAGCUACUUUCUCAGCAUGAAGAAAAGCGAAACCUGGAGCUCGGAGGUCAUGUGGGGUUUGACAGCCUUCCAGAUCAGUUGGUCAGUAAAUCAGUUGCACAGGGAUUCUGCUUCAACAUCCUCUGCGUCGGUGAGACAGGGAUAGGCAAGUCAACAUUAAUGAACACUCUUUUCAAUACAACAUUUGAAAAUGAGGAAGCCAGCCACUAUCAGAGUGAGGUACAGCUACGCCCACAAACCUAUGAUCUGCAGGAGAGCAAUGUUAACCUCAAGCUGACCACUGUGCACACUGUAGGGUUUGGAGACCAAAUCAACAAAGAGGAAAGCUAUAAACCCAUUCUUGAGUAUAUUGAUGCCCAGUUUGAAAGGUUUCUUGAGGAGGAGCUAAAAAUAAAACGUUCCUUGUUUAACUGCCAUGACACAAGAAUCCAUAUCUGCCUGUAUUUCAUCGCUCCCACCGGACACUCCCUGAAGUCCCUUGAUCUGGUUACAAUGAAGAAACUAGACAGCAAGGUGAACAUCAUCCCCAUUAUUGCAAAGGCAGACACGGUAUCCAAGAGCGAAUUGGACAAAUUAAAGAUCAAGAUUAUGAGUGAGCUGGUCAGUAACGGAGUUCAGAUUUAUCAGUUCCCUACAGAGGAUGAAGCCGUUGCAGAGAUCAACACCUCCAUGAAUACUCAUCUUCCCUUUGCUGUGAUUGGAAGUGUAGAAGAAAUUAAAAUGGGAAAUAAGAUGGUGAAAGCAAGGCUGUACCCCUGGGGAUCAGUACAGGUGGAGAAUGAAAACCACUGUGAUUUUGUGAAGCUGAGGGAGAUGCUGCUGCGUGUGAACAUGGAGGACCUCCGAGAGCAAACACACACCCGACACUAUGAGCUCUACCGUCGCUGCAAGCUAGAAGAGAUGGGCUUCAAGGACACAGGCCCGGACAGCCACUCGUUCAGCCUUCAGGAGACAUACGAAGCCAAGAGAAAGGAGUUCCUUGUGGAUCUGCAGCGCAAAGAGGACGAAAUGAGACAGAUGUUUGUCAACAAGGUGAAGGAGACAGAAGCAGAGCUGAAAGAAAAGGAAAAAGAGCUUCACGAGAGGUUUGAGCAGCUCAAGAGGAUGCACCAAGAAGAAAAGAAGAAUCUGGAGGAGAAAAGACGAGAACUGGAGGAGGAGAUGAAUGCCUUCAAUAGAAGAAGGGUUGCAGCUGAGACACUGAUGGGACAGGCACUCCAAGGCUGCUCACAACAACCAUUCAAAAAGGACAAGGACAAGAAGAACUUCUUUAGUCUUCCAUCUGCGUGCUCCUUAACCUCAGGAAGGAAUUUGAAUUAGAAGACUUUCUACCCCAUCAAAAGAUCACAGACUAACAAUCAAGUAUAUUAUUUUUACAAUGUGAAAUAACAAUUUUCUAGAAAUGCACUUAACAUCCUUGGAAGUGAUUCAGCCUGACGUCUUCCAUGUCUACUAAACUCUAAGCAGCACUCUGUAGCAUGGUCUCUGCAUGGCUCCUAACCAUUCCUAGAAGUAUUAAAAGAUUGCCAAAAUCUCUUGUUUUUGUACUAAACGUGCUACCUUCAUUUCAUGUUAUGCUUGUAGUUUUUGACUGAUGACAAUUUACACUGUGAAAUAUAAAGUGACAUGAUAUUCCUGUAAUGUUGUUUGGAUUGUAUAUUAUGAUUUAUACGCACUUUAAACCAUAAUACCAUAAUACAAAUACUAUCUUUUAUCAUUAUAAAAGGUGCCCUAUCAUGCUAACAUGUCAGCCCUUAUGUUAUGUCAAAAAGAUCUAGUUAGAAGUAUUUCAUAGUGUGUGUAUACAGUAUAUAUCUAUAGAUCUAUAUAUAGAUAUAUUAUAUAUCUAUAUACUGUUGUUACAUGAAAAAAAGCCUGGAUGUAUAUAAAUUCAGGAUUAAAUCUCUUUGUCAGUAGAUCUAUAUGGUGGGUCUUUGUGGGCUCUCUUGCAGAUUUGUAUAUCCUGAUGGAAUAAAGACUUACUUUAAUGAAAACGUG